Molecule: messenger RNA, 759 nt
Organism: Penicillium manginii
Lineage: Eukaryota; Fungi; Ascomycota; Eurotiomycetes; Eurotiales; Aspergillaceae
Product: glycoside hydrolase superfamily
Exons: 4
Coding region: 1-759 (252 amino acids)
Biological process (GO): glucan catabolic process
Cellular component (GO): extracellular region; cell surface
Molecular function (GO): beta-glucosidase activity
Source: RefSeq, a predicted model, not a curated record
AUGGGAUUUUGGUUGAAUGAAGAUUUGAUCAACGGCAAUGAACACUAUCCGCGAAAUAACGCUUUUGAGGACUUUACCAAUGUUUACCAAUGGGCCGCAAGCGCCGGAAUAUUUUACGAGAGAAUGGUCGAGCGAAUUCACAAGGACAAAGACGCCUUUAGUACAGUUGGUGUCUUUCAGCUUAUGAAAGAGCCGCUGCAAAAUACAGAGAAUGGCGACACCAAUUGGUUGGUAGAGCAUUUUUAUCCUUCCGCAAUUGACCGCAUUCGCGCCAAAGAAAAUGCUUUAGACGUCCCAGGGAGUGUCGCUCUUCAUAUUACCGUGAUGGAUGACAAGUGGGAUCCCGGCGGAAAUCCGACUCGAUCUCUGAACGAAACCCAGAAAGACAACCUGCUAUUUGGUGAUCAUAAUUACGAGAUUUACCUGGUUUCCAAAACCUCUUCGAAGAGUGAUAUGAUCCAAGAUGCUUCCAGGGAUAAUCGAAAAUCGAAUGUGAGCCCCAAAAUUGUCGGCGAGUGGAGCUUGGCCUUCGACGAUAAAGGCGACAACUUUCUGCCUAUGACGGGAAAUCAUGCGAGUGCGUAUUACAGAUGGUUCGCAGCUCAGCAAAGAAAAUAUGAAGAACUUAAUAGGCGGGUCUUCUGGACAUGGAAACAGACGAGAAUCUUCCCAACGUUGAGUAAUGGAAUCAUCAAAGCUGUCGAAGCUGGAGACAUCAGCAAGGACUUGACUGCUCAGUACAACGAAAAUCCGUGUUAG